CCGCUAAGUCGGGCAGCUAUUAUAUCAAGAAACGACGGAGUCCGACGGGACCUUGUCUGGACCGCACACCACAGUGUCUAUGACGGCUGGAGCAUAAACAAAAUGACAGAGCUGCUCGCGCGACUAAUACAGGGCGAGACUCGGUUAGCACCGGUCCCGGCGUCGCGUUUCAUCGCCUAUUUGUCCCGCCAGGAUCAAGAAAAGACGACGGCCUUCUGGCGAACGCACCUCCAAGACGCUAGCUGGUCUCGGUUUCCACCCUUGCCGUCUCCGCAGUACAGCGCGGACCCACGUGACCUGCUGCAUAGCCAACUCAAUGUUUCACAGAUAUCAGGCGAGGUAACUACGCCGACGAUAUUGCGCGCUGCCUGGGCUCUACUUGUCUCGACAUAUACCGGCGCUGAAGAGUCGGUUACAAGCAUUGUCUUAUCCGGCCGCAUGGCACCAGUGGAAGGUAUAACAGACCUCGUGGCUCCGACUGUCACCUCAGUGCCCUUCCGGGUCUCUACCUCACGCGAUCGUUCAGUACGCGACUUUCUCGCCGACGUACAGGAUCGCGCGAUCGAGAUGAUCCCUUACGAGCACACCGGCAUCCAGAAUAUUCGGCGUAUUGUGCCUGACCUUGGACCAGAGUUCGAUCCAGGGCAUAGCUUUAUUGUUCAGCCAGCGGAGGAGAGCGAGAUGGCAACAUCAAUCCCUUAUACAGAGUUGGAACGGAGCACUACCUCCGGAAACGCCUUUGACGCCUAUCCGCUGACAGUUGAGUGCACUAUGGGCUUAAAGACAAACACCGUAGGGAUCGAGCUUAGCUAUGACCGGAAAGUUGUUGCUCCUGGUGAUGCUCAGCGUCUGCUUACCUACUUCGACCAUUUUGUACAAGAGCUUUCGCGAAACGCAGAGGCUGACCAGUCGCUUGAACAUCUUCAGCUACAAUUAGCGGAAGAUAAGGCGCAGCUCUGCAAGUGGAACUCGGUCAUGCCACCACGCAUAGAGCGCUGCAUUCACGACUUGGUCGGGGAGCAGAUAACUGCCCGGCCGGCGGCGACCGCAAUCAGCGCGUGGGACGGCGAGAUGACCUACGGCGAGCUCGACGACGCCAGCCGACGAUUGGCCCACCACCUC
Molecule: messenger RNA, 1122 nt
Organism: Zasmidium cellare ATCC 36951
Lineage: Eukaryota; Fungi; Ascomycota; Dothideomycetes; Mycosphaerellales; Mycosphaerellaceae
Exons: 1
Biological process (GO): amino acid activation for nonribosomal peptide biosynthetic process; secondary metabolite biosynthetic process
Cellular component (GO): cytoplasm
Molecular function (GO): phosphopantetheine binding; catalytic activity
Source: RefSeq, a predicted model, not a curated record